This is a messenger RNA of Hyaloperonospora brassicae, 1293 nucleotides long. Lineage: Eukaryota; Oomycota; Peronosporomycetes; Peronosporales; Peronosporaceae. The record is from the annotation of a GenBank genome assembly.
AUGCCAACCGCCGAGUUCGACGUCGUGUGGCGCCACGACGCACUGGGGCUGCGCUUUACGCCCAAUGAGAACGACCUGCCCGUCGUCUGCCAAGUGCCCCCGACCGCCUGUGCGGCUGUCCUGGCGUCCCCUCUGGCAGUAGGCGACGUGCUCGUGGCCUUUGACCUGCAACUCGCUGCGGCCUCUGGCGAAGCGAUGCAGACAGUGCGAGCGUUCGACCAACUGGGAACUGUGUUGAGUCGCGCCGCACUGCCAGUGACGCUGCGCUUUCGGUCGAGGGAGAAGGAGACGCCCGUGCGAGUCGACGAGUGCGACGUUGCACACAGUUACGACUUUACGUGGAACGCGCACACGUCGCUGGGCGUGUCGCUGGCAAUGGACCCGUGCUCGCUCUAUGCGGUCAUCACAAUGAUUGAUCCUGCAAAGAUCUCAUCAGCGCUCCAGGCGCUACGGCCCGUGCUGGGCGACGUGCUCGUUGCGAUCUCACCUCACGCUGGUGACGGCCUCGCUACGCGUCUCGACGAGAUGCGCUUUGAGGACAUUAUCCGGACAUUGCGUCAGUUCCCGCGGCCGUGUCGGCUCAGCUUUGCGCGACUUGUCGAGGAGACUUUGUCGGAUGGGACGGACGAAGACCGGAAGCCGCUCGAACGGCUGAAAGCAGCUCCUGGUUCUAGCGAAAGCAAUGGCCAGUACCCCGGAAGGAGCACGUCGAGGCCGCCGUUUCUCAAGCGAUCCGUGCAGCGGCCUUUGCCUAGCUUGAAGGACGGUGUACGUCCUGCGCGGAAGCUGGUUCCCAUGUCGAAUCGACAGAGCUUUCGCAUUGACAAGCCGGUGCCAUCUAUGCUUUCAUCGGGCGUCAGUCGACCGCACGCCGGGUCCACUUCUUUGGACGAGGGUCGACCGCAUCGUGGAUCGACUGCAGAUGAUGACAAGGGGUUCUACACGGUCAUGUUCAGCGGUGGCGCGGUGGGUCUGCAACUGCGCGACUGCUCGGAAGACGACAAGCACCUUGCGAAGGGCAACGACAAGACCAACCGAACGAACGGCUAUGCAGUGGCGAUCCGGAGCGUGACGGACGUCAAGUCUGCACAUGGAUUGGAACUGGCGACGGCCGACGAUCUGCUGAUGGCGAUCGGCUCGAAGGAUCUGCAGCACAUGUCGUUUGAAGAUGUGCGCAAGGAACUCGGCAGGAUCCAAACGCCUACGCGAUUGCUGUUCAAGAAACGCAAACGCGUUGUGGGCAACUCGGUGGCAUCUUCGCUGGUCGACACGCUGCUGCUCUUCCUCAUGUAA